AUUGUACAGUUUGAUUUGGACUAUCAUUCCGUUGCUUAUCGUCAAAGUACUAGUGCAUUCCUUCUACGGAGUGAAAUUUCUUCAGACAAUUUGCUAUCACGAUCGAGAUGCCUAUUCUAAUAAAGGAUAUCUGAAUUAAGAGAUAACCGAAUCGAUACGAAUCGUAACGCAACAAUAUGACCAAGUAGGAAAUCGUGGGUAGUGAUUGGUGCAUGUGAAAGCAGUUUUGGCACGUGUCAACUAACGGAAAAUCAAGAUUGAAAUUUGUAGUGAUCUCUUCUUAUGCUAUGAAGGUGAACGAAACGAAUGAAAAGAAAUGCAUACGUGAAAAAUUGUAGCGCUGUUACCAAAUUGAAGCCAUGAUCGCUGCUGAAUUCCUUCGAAGAGAUUUGACAAAAAUACUGCAUGUUAAACGCUAAUUAGAUGAAAAAAGGGAAACAUUAAGAGGAUUUUUUUGCAAACGGUCGAGGUGCGAAAAUGCGCUACGGAUAAUUACUCUCAGAAAAAAAGUUUGUAAAAAGAAAAGAACGUUAAUCUUCUUACGUUAGUCGACUGUAGAUAACUAGUUAUCACUGUUCACACGAAUUAUUCACAAAACAUUGCUGACGAGUGAUUAUUAGACAUUAUACCUGUAACAAUACUCAGCACUUAAUCUGUAUAAGUCAUGUGAGUUUACAAUGUGGUAAAAAGUGUUAAGAUAAGAAAAAUUCGUAAAACUUAUGUCAUCCGCUAACACAAGGAGAACCUCCGGAAAUAAGAAAGGCUAACACAAACUGUAUUUGCGUUUGUCUCCGUGUUUAACGCGAAGCAGUACGCAUUCGUAUCACAGUUGAGUAUCUGCUGUGCAUACGGAUGAGAUAUAAAUAAUUCGCCCUAUUUACCAGUGCGUGGCUGUAUCUAUCAUUGUGCGCAUCUAGUUUUGUGCUACACAAGUAAAUUGUCGAUAAACGUAGGUUAGAACAGGUUACAAAAGCGUAAUUACCAUCAGACGGAUUGCGCAAAAUACCCGAGGUAACUUAGAACCAAUCAAACCGUAAAAUCCAGCACAAACUCACUUUCACGAACAUAAUGUGCAGUCAAACGAUCGAUGUUAAGUUUAGAGAUAUAUCGUACGCGAUCCAGACCGGAUUUCGCAGGCCGAAGAAACAGAUCCUCAAAGGCCUGAGCGGAUUCUUCCGAUCUACCGAACUUACGGCUAUCAUGGGACCGUCCGGUGCGGGCAAGUCGACGUUGCUGAACAUAUUGAGCGGCUUCCAAGAAGGGUUGUACACGGGAACGGUGGAGUACUUCAGCAGAGGCAAUAAGCAGAAUCGCGAUACUUUCAAAAAACAGCUGCGUUACAUUCAGCAGAUGGACAGUUUGCACGGCUACUUCACCACCCAGGAGAUCAUGAUGAUUGCGAGCUACCUGAAGAUCAGCAAGAGUAUCUCGCACAAGUCAAGGCAGAUGCUGAUCGACGGUAUCUUAAACACGUUGACGUUGUCACACACCAAGGAUACGCGAGUGGACCGGCUAAGCGGCGGCCAGAAAAAGAGACUGAGCAUCGCCUUGGAGCUUAUUGAUAAUCCAAUGCUCAUAUUCCUGGACGAGCCGACCACAGGCCUGGACUCUUUGGCGUCUGUCCAGUGCGUGACCGCAUUAAAAACACUGGCGCAAACUGGCAGAACGAUCAUCUGCACCAUACAUCAACCCAGCGCAACGCUUUAUGAGAUGUUCGAUCACAUCUAUCUGGUGGUGGACGGUCACUGCAUGUAUCGCUUCCCGCCUAGCGACACAGUUGACUUUUUCGCCCAGCAAGGUCUCGUGUGUCCCAAGUAUCACAACCCUGCGGACUACAUGCUGGAGGUGGUGUCCAAAGAGUACGGUAAUUACGACGAACAGUUGAUCGCGGCAACCAAGUGUUUCGCUGAAUCAAACGAUGAAACACGUUGGAUCAAGUCAUCACACGACAUGAGCCAGGACAUAUCCAACGACAAUCAGACGAUAACCCCGCCCACAGAGCUGAAUCGGUUCUGGGUGUUACUGUCGCGCUACGCAACCUUGAUGUAUCGUGACCACGUGACGAUACAUUUGAAACUGAUCAUGCACUUCCUCGUAGGGGUGCUGUUAGGACUGCUUUAUGAGCACGCCGGCGAUGAUGGUAAAAAGAUAUUCAGCAACCUCACUUAUUUUCAGGUGAGCUUAGUGUACUUAUAUUACACCACCAUGAUGCCGGCCGUACUCAAGUUUCCUUUGGAGGUUACCAUUCUGCGUAAAGAGUGUUUCAACAAUUGGUACAAACUGAAAACCUAUUAUACAGCCAUGCUAGUAUCCACAAUACCGAUACAAAUGGUUUCCACCUUUAUUUACACGUUCAUCUCCUACUUGCUGAGCAGUCAACCGCUCGAGUUCUCCCGCUUCUUCAUGUAUCUGCUCAUUUGCAUUUUAACCGUCUCCGUUUCCGAAAGUAUGGGCCUUUGGUUGGGCUCAAUAUUCAAUCCCGUCAACGGAACUUUCUUCGGAGCCAUUAUCGUGUGCAUCAUGAUAGGUUUCGCCGGCGUCUUGGCCUUAUUCAAGGACUUAUCCAAGUUUAUGUACUAUCUUAGUUACCUGAACACGUUUCGAUACUCCUUCGACGGUUUGGUUCAAAGUGUCUACGGCAAUGGUCGUGAGGUUUUACAAUGCUCGAUCAUCUACUGCCACUUGCGAGCGCCAAAUAUCAUACUGGAAAUGCUAGACUUAGCUAAACCGUUGUUUUGGCUCGAUGUUGUCGUUUUGAUUGGCUGCAGUAUCAUGUUUCGAGUUCUGGCUUAUGUAUUGCUAAAGAGACGACUAUCGAAAAUGUAUUAAAAAAUGAGUAUGUGAAGUAUAGCUGCGUUAUUACUAUUAAGGUCGUUGAUAUUAAAUUAAUCGAAAUGAAAAUUUUAAUUUGCGCGAUCGCAGAACUCACGUAGUGUGACACUCCACGGUUUUGACAAACAACGUGUUGUUUCUCGUACGACUCGUGCAAAGAACACGUAGCGAAACAGUGGCCGGCGCGUUGACAAUCGAAUCACGCAAUUUCGAUAUGGCUGUGAUAAUGUAAUAUUUUUAGUGCUUCAUAAAGACGUUUCAGCUUCUUUUCUUUAUCCUAAUAGAGAGUAUCAGACCCUUUACGAGAAUUAGAUCCUUCACGAGUAUUUUCAAAGGAUCGAGCUUCGAAGAGCUGUAAAUCCUGAGCGGAUUCGCGAUUACGCGUAUUACGACAGGAAGAAGUUUCACGCGAGCAAUUCGUUGCGCGCGGCUGGAAGUAAAAGUGUCGUUUAUAAUCUAAUUGAUUUUUCCGACUUGAUUUCUUCUCUCCUCUAAAUUCGCGCGCUCGAAUGCGGAGGAAGGGACAACGGCGUGGAAAACGAAUUGUAACAUCGCGAACGCGCACGGUGACGCUUUCACGCUCUGAAUGACAUGUGUCCGACGAUACGGCGAACAUCCCGAAUAUAAAAUAUUCAGGGCGAUUGCAAUCAGACCACGCACGAACAAUCGCGCAUUGUUGUCGCGUCACAAUGCAGAUACUGAUCCUCCAGUAUCUCGGAUCGAAACCGCCGCAAUAGUCGCGAGCGAGUCAUACUUUAUUUGCAAACGACAUUCCUCAGUGUCACUCCGUGCGAAAUGUUUACGUUUGCAAAUGGGAGUUACAAGAGCAACGUAAUAUAAUUUAAUUUAAUAAUAAUAUAAUUUAAUUUAAUGAUACUCGCGACGCAUGUAGCAAAGGAAAUUGGUGAGAUAGUUAGUAAAUAGAGUAUAGAUAUAUUCGUACAACCGUUGUAACGUAUUAAAGAAGGAACUUACAUAGGAAUACAUAGAAAUGUACUUACUAUUGUACGUACUACGGUACUUAUUCUGGAAUUAGAGGUCAUAUAUUAAUCGUAAUGAACAAGCGCAUUGUGACGAUAGAUAAUUAAUGACACUAGUAAUUUAUAUGAAAUCGUUUUCUCUAAUAAAUCGUCAUUUCUCUUA
Messenger RNA from Odontomachus brunneus, 3975 nucleotides. Its product is annotated as ATP-binding cassette sub-family G member 4-like. Gene Ontology annotation, molecular function: ATP binding; ABC-type transporter activity; ATP hydrolysis activity. The coding region runs from base 1069 to 2829 and encodes 586 amino acids. The transcript has 2 exons. The record is from RefSeq and is a predicted model, not a curated record. Gene Ontology annotation, cellular component: plasma membrane. NCBI's taxonomy places the organism in Eukaryota, Metazoa, Arthropoda, Insecta, Hymenoptera, Formicidae.